UAUAUAUAUUUAUCAAGACUCCAAAUUAUCCUCUAUUGGAAAUACUUUUUAAAGUAACACGUGUUUUUUAAUAAAUCAACUGUAAAAGUUCGUUGAUAAACGAAUUAAAUAUAUUAGUAAAACUAGGAAAUACUAAAGAUAUAUAAUGGCCAAGUCAUUAAGAAGUAAAUGGCGACGAAAGUGUAGAGCAGUGAAACGUGAACGUUAUGGUGCAAAGGAACUGGCUACAUUAAAAAAAACUCUUGGUAUCGAUGAAAAUGGUCAACAAGAGGUUGAAAUGAAUGAAAUAUCCGAAAUAGCCACAGUUGUUGAUGCCAAGACAAUUAAAGCUGAAAAUGAGAAGAAAGCUGAUAAGAAUGAUACCGAAAAUCAUGUCGAGCAAAUGGAUCAAGACGGUAAACGUGUUUACAAUAAGAAAACAAUGAAAGAUCAAUAUGGACAGUAUCCAAUUUGGAUGAGCAGUCGUAAGAUUGCCAAACAUAAGAAAGGUAGGGGAAAAAAUCUUCCAGCUACCUCAAAAUCAAGCAAAAGACUUACUAAGAGACAAAAAAAGAUGGUGAAGAAGAAAGGUAACUCUCAAAAUAAUUAAAUACUCAACACCGAUUAAUGGUAAUAAGAAAUAAAAUUAUAUUGUAUCUAAAAUUAAAACUUGGCAGUUGUAUAUC
Cotesia glomerata is the source of this 665-nucleotide messenger RNA. Its product is annotated as protein LLP homolog. Gene Ontology annotation, biological process: dendrite extension. Gene Ontology annotation, cellular component: nucleolus. The coding region runs from base 146 to 589 and encodes 147 amino acids. Gene Ontology annotation, molecular function: RNA binding. The record is from RefSeq and is a predicted model, not a curated record. Lineage: Eukaryota; Metazoa; Arthropoda; Insecta; Hymenoptera; Braconidae. The transcript has 3 exons.